This is a messenger RNA of Vanessa atalanta (red admiral), 429 nucleotides long. RefSeq names its product prostatic spermine-binding protein-like. NCBI's taxonomy places the organism in Eukaryota, Metazoa, Arthropoda, Insecta, Lepidoptera, Nymphalidae. The record is from RefSeq and is a predicted model, not a curated record. Bases 1 to 429 code for a protein of 142 amino acids. The transcript has 3 exons.
AUGUCAAUGGUUGAAUUGAAGAUGACGGUUGAUGAUGAUGACGACUACGACAGCGAUAAUGACGUUGAUGAUGAAAAUGAUGAAGAUGAUGAUGAUAAUGACGAUUAUAGUAAUGAUGAUGAUAAUGACAAUUAUGAUAAUGAUGAUGAAGAUAAUGACGAUUAUGAUAAUGAUAAUGACGGCAAAGAUGAUAAUAAUGAUGACAACGAUGAUGGCAAUGAUGAUACUAAUGAUGAUGACCUAAAUGGUGAAGGUAAUAAUAAUGAUGAUGAAAAUGAAAAACAUGGAAAUUAUGACGCUGACAAUUAUGAUGAUGAUGGAUUGUUUGAUGGGGAAUGGGGUAGCAGAUGGUUCGCUAGAGGUGCGACGACGCAAACGCCGGCUACGAGCGCACCUCGCGUGGCCGGUAUCCGCUAUCGCAUGUUUUAA